UGGCGAGUUAGUACCUCGAUGACAGAGCCAUGGAGGAGCCAGCGCUGCGCACCCUGCCGCCCGUGCCGCGCACGGGCCGCGCCACGGAAGUGCUGACGCGGAUCCUGUGCGAGCCGCGAAAGCGCGAGCGCAAGCCUUCCAGGCGCCGGCGAGAGGGCCCACCAUGUUCUCCGCUGCAGUCCAAGGUGUUGUCAAAGCAUGGGAUUCCGACGCAGAACUUCCGGAGCCUGCUGAUAAAGAAGGACUGCGCCACGCGGCCCGAUUUCCCCAAGUCUGUACUGGCUCCAGGCGGCGACAGCGGGCAGAAUGACGUGGGGCUGGCGAUCAAGUCCGUAGAAGAGAGCAAGCUGCAAACGGCCGAGAAGGACGUCUUGGCUUCGUUGACCAGCAUGUGGGAUGACUCCUCCAUGAUGUGGGACUCUGUAGAGCCGCUCUCCCGCUUCGAGUCCCUCGAGCUGCCCCGGUCGCCAAACAGGAGCCGCAGCUGGGCGGCGCAGCAGGCCUACUGUAGAUCAUUGAUGAGUUCGCGGAAUGAGAGCAGGCUGAAUUCGCCGACUUGCCAAAGUCGCGCGAGCCGCGCUGACUGCAACGACUCGGAGGAGCUGGACUCGGACCUCCGCCUGGAGCAUCUCCGGCGCAGCUUCUCGGUCUUUGCGGAGGAGGUGGAGGCCAAGCUAUCGGACCUGCGAAGGAGACCAGUUUGGGACUACCAGAUAGAUGUCCUACAUGAUAUGCAUGUCGAGGAAAGUGGCUCCGACCGGCCACCGUCCUCCAACACGACCUUGUCCUUUGUCGCGUCGGAGAUCCGAAUGGCCCCGCCGCGGCGCCGCAAGUCCGAGGAUUGGGAGGACUCGGAGGCUGGCGAGUUGCCGCAGGGGCCUGCGCGGUCGAUCCCCGCCAACGCCGAGGAGAUGCAGUCGAUGUUCUACGGUGCCGGCAUCACUGUGAUGCCCCUGAAGCAGGCCGAGCCUUUGGUCUCGCUUGAGGGGACCCAGUGCCUGGACAUGGGCAAUGCCUAUAGCGUGCUGUCCGCCAGGGAGGAGAUGCUGCGGGCGGUGAAGCAACUCAACUUGUAUCGCUGGUUUUGCAAACUGCCGCCCGUUCACUUGGAGGAGGAAGAGGUGCAGCUCUGCGAGUGCCUGAGCGAGGCGCUGGCUCUGCGGCGCCCGAUGUUUGCCGCGGAGUCGCACGCGCUCACCCGCCGCAUCAGCGACCUCGGGGAGCAGCUGGGAGGCUUUAUGGCAAAGGGCGAUCGCACGGUGCUGCUGCACAAGGAGAGCUCCUUGAUCUCGGCCAUUGCUGUUGGUGUGCUUUGCAACCACACCGGUGGCUGGAGCUAUGCGAGUGCGCCCGCUCCCGGAGCGAACGACAGCUCUGUGGGACUUCGCGCACAGGAGGAGAUCCUCCGGAGGGCUGCGCAGCACCGUGACUGGCUUGAGGCGCUGCACGUACAGCCCCGCCCGAAGACGGCCUUCGUCCCGAAGCCAACGCUCGCGAAGGAGAAAGAACCGGUGACCUUGAACAACCUGCCCUCGAACUUGGCAGGCUAUCGGGCCAUUUGGGAGAUCAACGAGAGAUGGAAGGAGCCUCAGCAGGAGACGCGGAUGCUUCAGGACUCGAGGCUCGACUCGAGGCAGGACUCGAGGCAAGACUCAAGGCCUGGCACCACGUCCCGUUCGCGGCCAGGCACGGUGGCCAGUGCAGUGUCCGGACGAAGCACUCCCCAGGAGAGUCGCCGCCCCCGCACGCGCGCCGUGAAUUGGAGCUCCACCGAGAACGCGCGGCGCAAGGAGUGGAGCAGAGCCAGCAACCUGUCUUGGGGCGACAGGACGAAAACGGUGCUGCUGCGGCGGCAGCUGCUGAGCCCGAAGUUGCGGAGCUUGGGCGGUGCUCGCAUGGGCGACACCUGCAUCCUGACUUCCACGCCCAACGAUGGCAAGGGGGACAUGGACGCAGAGGAGCCGGACUUUGUCAUCUUCCCCUGCGAGGGUGUCUGUCCCAUGGAGCUUUUGGCUGGUUGCCACUUGCCCACGUGGACCAUCAUGCCCAAUUGUAACCGAUUUCAGCCCACGCAUGCGCUGCAGGUGCGCAUGUGGCGCGUGCGGCUCCUGCGGGAUGGCAAGCAGAAUUCCUCCCCGCACAUGUCGCGGAUGGGGCUCUCGCUGGAUGUUCCCUAUGAGGCGAUCCGCCUGGAGGAGCUGCCGCUGAGCUUCCUCACCUGCGAUUGCUCCUCGGAGGGCAACUCCUUCUGCGUGAUCUUCCGCCCGCAGCUGCUGCGGCUGUGCGACGGCGACCAGCUGGAGGUGGAGUUGCGGGGCCUCCUUGGAACAGACGAGAGGCAGCAUUUCUUCCACGAGUUCCGCGCCUGCGGGGACUUGAAGUGGAAGGACCAUCAAUUCAUGGAGGAGAUACAAGGCUUCUGCCAAAAGUUCAGCGAUGUCUCGAACUUUGCGGGCGAUGCAGAAUGCAGGGUGAAGCCGAGCCCCAGUUUGAAGGGGGCGGAGCUGCCGGAGCUGGGCCUCGUCACCCACCCCGCCAAGGAGUUCAAGACCGACGAGGCGGAGCUGACCAUCUACCUCCAGUGCUUCGGAGCCAGAGGCCCAGAGGUAGAAGCCCUUGAGGCCAGGCUUCAGCUCCAGCGCUCGGACGGCAGGGUCAAGGUGGAUCGCGCCACGAACGUACUCAACAUGAAAGACCUCUUCCUGGUCCGUGUGAAGCUGCCCUGCUCGGUGUCCAAGUACCAGCUGUCCUUCUUCGUCGCCACCACCGAGCGCCCGCGAAAGCUGGUGGAGCAUCCUUUCAAGUACAUCAUCAAGUCGACAGAGUCGAGCCCGUGCCCGGUGAGCAGUAUCGAGCAUCCGGCCUUCCAGAAUUUCGGGUUCUGCCCCCUGGCCGCGGCGGCACAGCCACUGAACGUGACGCUUCUGGCGCCCUUAGAGUAUGGGCUGCUGCCCGGCUCUGUGUACUUUUUGGUCUACCUGCCCGGCCAGGGCCUUGACCCAGAUCCCGAGCCCGUGGGGGAGGUGCCCCGGUCCCAGCUCUUCCAACUCCUCCAGGCGGAUUCCGAAGAGGCAGAGCAGGCUGCUUUGGAGAGCGACCUCAUCAAAACUCGAGAUCCGCUCUUCCAAGAGGAGUUGGACAGAUCUCAGCGCCUGCAGCAGAUGACGCAGAGGAGGCACUUUCAAACCACCCAGAAGAUGAUGCUCCACCGCUCCUCCCGCCUGGAAAUGGACCCGAUCGUCAACCUGGUGAGGAGGUUGCACCACGGGGUGGAGGUGCACUUGAAGGACAGGACCCAGGAUCUCCCGGGCAAUGUUCACCUCGAUCUGGUGAUCAGUGAAGCUCGCUCCCACCGGCAGCGCUUCGCCUACCGCCUGCAGCGGUGCUUGGGAUUCCCAGACUUCUUCGAGGGUGUGCUGCACUUGAAUGAUCACGAUGCUGGGUGCUGCGUGGAGCUCUUCUACCGGGUGUGCCAGGAGCAACGGAAGGCGCCGCUGAAGAUCGGCGAGUGGAGCGUGGCACGCCCCAACGACAUGUCGCACCCGGAGCUUCCUGAGCCACGCACAUCAUACACUGGCAUCUGAGGGCCGACCUUGGCUUCUUGUGGGGGGGCCUGUGUUAACGAGCAGCAGAGCUUCUUUUUUUGCCGGCGGUUGAUCGCAAACUCAAAACAUGGGGGCUGAUCCUCCAGAUUUGUCCUUAACCUGCGUUCUGCCGGCCAAAGAGUUCUGACCUAGAUAACCCAACUCGACUCAGGGAAGGUGGUAACUGCGCCAAGUACCUUUGCCACACUCCCAAGGCGACGCGGGACGCUUCAGGGCUUGAAGACCGAGCCACUCUGCCGAAAGCGGCGGAUCGAUCAAAGGCAACCGAAAGCAGCUU
Messenger RNA from Effrenium voratum, 3882 nucleotides. NCBI's taxonomy places the organism in Eukaryota, Dinophyceae, Suessiales, Symbiodiniaceae. The record is from the annotation of a GenBank genome assembly.